Molecule: messenger RNA, 1311 nt
Organism: Leptinotarsa decemlineata (Colorado potato beetle)
Lineage: Eukaryota; Metazoa; Arthropoda; Insecta; Coleoptera; Chrysomelidae
Gene: prom
Product: prominin
Cellular component (GO): membrane
Source: RefSeq, a predicted model, not a curated record
AAUGACUCGAAAAUACAGCAUCUCCGCCAUCUCCAUAUCGACAAACAUUUCAAUAGCAGUAUCGAAGCGGCACGCAAAACUUUCUCGGCGAUUCCUGAACAGAUCUCUUCGGAAGCAGAGAGAUACAUAACAGAUAUGAAAGCCGUUUUAAGCAGGAAGCGCACCGAAGUGUAUAAAUCAACUCAUGCCUUGGACGUCCUGACGAGGGCCCUGUCAGAAACAGUGGAAGGAGGUCGAGAGGUCAGUUCAACGCUAGUUCAGAAUCUGGCUGAUUGGGAUUUGUGGAGAUGGCUGGCCGUUUUAGGCUUAGCUUCCGUUCUAUUCAUAAUAUGGGGCCUUUUGCUAUGCGGCGCGCCCUGCGGUUGCGGACUGACUUCCCGAACUAUUCCUCUCCUGCUGGCAGGUGUCAGUCUUUCCUGCUUGACGUGUCUCUUCGUCUGGGGUGUGGGUUCGCUGUCUCUUCUCAUAGCCGGACAUGGACAGUGCAUGAUUUGCGAUCCGGUUUACGACCAUCCCCGUUAUGAAGUUCUUGGAAAGUUGCUGGAUUCGGGGGGAAUUCUGUACGACGAUGGAUUGCUGGAAGAGUUUGCAGCAGGAAAUGAGACCGUUGAAGUUGGAGACGUUUUGAAGAAUUGCCAACGGAAUCAACCAGCUUAUCAUACCUUCCAUUUGUAUAACACUAUUGAUAUCGAAAGGAUCUUCAACUACAAAAAUUGGAGCGAAAUGGACAAUAUAUCUUCAACUUUCAUGAUAGGCGAAUGUACAUUAGAGAUCCUGAGUCCAGCCCUGCAGCUCAGUCUUCAGGGCUUGUUAACUGACACCUCUGUUAACCUUACGAAACACAGACUUCAAGCUUCGUCACCUGUUACGAAGAGAGACCUAAACUCGUUCGCGGAUCAGUUGAACACAGUGGCUCGCCAAUUAUCGGAUGCUCCCAGUGCCAGGAAAUUCGACAGUCUUGCGUUCAACGUGAGAAAAAUUGUACAACAUGAGUUUCACACGCUCAACCAAUUCAGAGAUGGAAUCCAAUAUAAACUGACAACAUUGGAAGUUCUGCUUAAACUCCUCAAUAAAAAGGUUGACCAAUUAUUUGCGAAUUUAAAGAGGAUACAGUAUUUUUUCGAUGAUCAGGGGAAGGCAAUAAGUGAGCGGAUUCACCAAAGGUUCACAUCCCGCAUCAAUACUCAUCUAGAUGAAUUAUAUUCUUAUGUGAAGAAUAAAGUCUUGAAUGAAGUGGGAAAAUGUCGACCUCUUUGGGAAUUAUUCCACUUCGGUCGAUUCAAUUUUUGCAAACUGGUUAUGGAUCCCCUU